Molecule: messenger RNA, 1956 nt
Organism: Fraxinus pennsylvanica
Lineage: Eukaryota; Viridiplantae; Streptophyta; Magnoliopsida; Lamiales; Oleaceae
Source: the annotation of a GenBank genome assembly
AUGGCAGCAACUGUAGAAGGACAAGAUAAGGUUUUAGCUACUGCACAAAGGAUCGUUCAGAGCCUUAACAACACUUCAGACGCCGAUGAUAUGUUGAUGAUUCUCUCAGCCUUCGACAACCGCCUCUCCAAUCUCUCCUCCUUUGUCUCCGGUGAGGACCCACCUUCCGACGACCCGCGAUUUGAGGCUGCUGAGAAGAUCAUUCUGAAUGAGGUAAAUUCGUCUUCAAUAAGCGAGGAUUAUUGGGAUGCUAUUGAUGAGAUCAUAGAAUUGACUGAGGAAUUGAAUUUGAAUAAUCGGGAAGGGGAAACUAGGGUGGGAGAUGUGAAGGAUGAUGUUAUGGAUAGGGCGGAGAACGCACUGCAAUUGGCGAUGACGCGCUUGGAGGAUGAGUUUAGGCAUAUCUUGAUUAGUAAUACGGUUCCUCUUGACCCUGAUCGCCUUCAUCGGUCUUCGCUCUCGUCGUUUUCUGCGGCAAUGGCUAUGGCUGCGACGGAUCUUUUUAAUGAUGAUGCGAGUGUGAAUCUCGAUGAUGUUAGCAGUGGGGGAUAUAGUCAGCGUAGGCACAGUCGAGGUGUGAGUUUGGGGGGAGAUGAUAUUUCCCUUGAUUUGGUUCAUCCAGAUGCUGUGAUUGAUCUGAAAGAGAUUGCAGAUCGGAUGAUACGAUCCGGGUAUGAAAAGGAAUGUUGCCAGGUUUAUUGUACUGUUCGCCGUGAUGUUCUUGAUGAAUGUUUGAUGAUCCUUGGAGUAGAGGUGUUGAGCAUUGAGGAGGUCCAGAGGAUUGAGUGGCGUUCAUUGGAUGAUAAAAUGAAAAAGUGGAUUCAAGCUGUUAAAGUCGUUGUUCACGGUCUUUUGUCAAGUGAAAAACGCCUCUGUGAGCAGAUCUUUAGUGGGUCUGAUUUGAUCAAGGAGGUUUGCUUUCUGGAGACGUCCAAAGGUUGUGUGAUGCAGUUAUUGAGUUUUGGUGAGGCUGUUGCAAUAGGGAGGAGGUCCUCGGAGAAACUUUUUCGGGUCCUUGAUAUGUAUGAUACUUUGGCUGAGGUUUUACCUGAUUUGCAGGCGCUAUUUAUGGAUGAAGAAGCUGGUGAAAUGGUUUGUAGCGAGACCAAGGGCGUGUUGGAUGGGUUAGGCUAUGCAGCCAUUGGGAUUUUCGUAGAGUUUGAGAACGCGGUUAAGGGGGAGGCUUCUAAGAAGCCGAUACCGAAUGGUGAGAUUCACCCGCUCUCUCGCUAUGUUAUGAAUUAUGUGAAACUGCUUGUGGAUUAUACCAACACUCUCAAUACACUUUUGGAGAAUGUGGAGGAUGAAUCAGGAGAGUCACUGAGUGAGAAUAAAGAUAAUUUGGAGGUGGAUAACAUGUCGCUUGUAGCUCGACGUCUAUUGGCACUGAUCAAAUCAUUGGAAUCAAAUCUUGAGGAGAAGUCGAGAAUGUACGACGAUAAUGCAUUGCAAAAUAUAUUUUUAAUGAACAAUAUACUUUACAUCGUCCAGAAAGUGAAAGACUCACAGCUUCGAAACCUUUUGGGAGAUAACUGGAUUAAAAAACGAGGGGGUCAGAUUCGACAGUAUUCAACAUAUUAUCUAAGGGCAACUUGGAGCAAGGUUUUAUCUUGUUUGAAAGAUGAAGGGACAGGUGGGAGCUCAAGCAAUGUCUCGAAGGUGGUUCUAAAGGAGAGGUUUAAGAACUUUAAUGCAUGCUUUGAAGAUAUCUACAGGAUUCAGACGGGUUGGAAGGUUCCAGAUUCUCAGCUACGUGAAGAGCUUCGAAUAUCAAUUUCAGAAAAAGUCAUUCCAGCUUACCGCUCAUUUUUGGGAAGGUUUGGGAAUCAUUUAGAAAGUGGGAGGAAUGCUGGAAAAUACAUAAAAUACACUGGCGAGGAUUUGGAGAAUUAUUUGUUGGAUCUAUUCGAGGGAACACCCCUUAUUCUGCACAACAUGAAAAGAAAAAGUACAUAA